GGCCAACUCAGCAAGCCAAGAGCUUGCAGCUGAGGAUUCAGUUUUAUUGCUCUGUCAGAUUUCAGUACACGAAAGAGAAAACGAAUCCAGUGACAGGCUAGUCAGUAAAUAUUUUAUUUUUUAUUUCAAUUUUGGACCCGAGCUAAGUAAACCCCAAUUCGAUCAAGCACCGUCGAUCACUACUAAAUCUUCCCGAUGGCAACACACCUGCAUCUCAGUGAAAUCGAAUGUGAUCAGAAUCACCAUUCAAAAAACGACUCGUCGGAGAACCCUAAACGUUGCAUCAGUUACGAAGCAAUGAAAAAUCUGCACGAAAUGCGGCUUAGCAAUACGCUCUGUGAUGCGACAAUCUCUCAGAAGGAUUGUAGCUUUCGGGUGCAUCGGGCGAUCUUGAGCUCGUGCAGCGACUACUUCCGGACGCUGUUCACGACGACAGUGCCGAGUGAGAAGGACUAUAUCAGCCUACACGAGAUACGAAGUCCGAUCAUGGAGCGGAUCAUCAAGUACUCGUACCUACGCGAGUGCGAAAUCAACGAACAGGAUAUGUUCGAAAUGUACGCAGCGGCAGAUUUCUUAGGCAUGCCAGGGCUGCAGAAACGAUGUGUUGAGUUCAUCAAAAGCGUAAUACGUAUCCAAAACUGUAUUACCGUCAUGUUGUACGGAAGACAGCGAAUGUGUCCGGAGCUGUACGAUUUUGCGAGAAGGUUUAUUUUGGCCAACUUUGUAGCUGUUGCGUCCAAGUGUGACGAUGUGGUACAUUUGGCCGUCGAUGACAUCUGCGACAUUCUGAGUGAUGAUUUCCUGAAUACCAAAGACGAUGAACCGGUUUGGGAAUGUUGCAUCCGAUGGAUUGAGUAUGAUCCGGCGAAUCGAGUCAAGCACGUGGCACGGUUGAUGGAAACCGUUAGACUAGGACUUUUGAGGACGGAAUACUUUCUCGAAAGGGUUAAAGAACAUCCGUACGUUUUGGAAUGUAAUGAAACAAAACCAAUAGUCAUCGAAACAUUGACAUUUAUCUACGAUCUAGAUAUGGCCAACACUAAAAAGAAUAAGAUGAAAACUCCAUCUCUAGCGAUUCCUCGUGUACCGUACGACUUAAUCUUCACAUUUGGAGGCUGGAGUGAUGGGUUGCCCCAGUCGAUUAUCGAAAUCUACGACACUCGGGCGGACCGGUGGGUUGAGGUCGAGGCCAAUUGCCGAACGGAGCAUCGAGCAUACUACGGCUGUGCGGUAAUCGGAAGCAACGUUUAUUGUAUCGGAGGCUACGAUGGCGUGGAGCAUUUUAACACUUGUCGGAAGUUUGACGCCAUUAGUAUGAUGUGGACCGAGAUAGCUCCGAUGCACAGUCGACGAUGUUACGUCAGUGUUGUCGAGAUGGAUGGACUGAUAUAUGCGAUGGGAGGUUUUGAUGGAAACAGUCGACAGAAUACGGCCGAAGUGUACGAUCCACAAUCCAAUCAGUGGACAAUGAUAGCGCCGAUGCACUAUCUAAGGUCGGAUGCGGAUGCUUGCGUGCUGGAUGGGAAAAUCUACAUCGUGGGAGGAUUCAACGGGCAGGAAUGUUUGAAUACGGCCGAAAUGUACGACACCGAGAAGAACGAAUGGCAACGGCUGCCCAAUAUGAUCACGAGACGAUCCGGAGUGUCCUGUAUAGCACAUAAGGGUACCGUCAAUGUCGUGGGAGGAUUCAACGGGCUGAUUCGGAUGAACAGCUGCGAACGGUUCGAUCCCAUCACUCAGCGGUGGCAAGCCUUCAAGGACAUGUACUACCCGAGAAGCAACUUCGGCCUGGAGGUUAUCGAUGAUAUGAUCUUUGCCAUCGGUGGAUAUGAUGGGGCCAGUGGAAUAUCCAACACAGAAUGCUACGUCACGGAGCAGGACCAAUGGCUGGAGGCCACGGAUCUGAACAUUUGCCGGUCGGCCUUCAAGGCGGUCGUGAUUUGCAAUCUGCCCAACAUUCGCGACUACAUCCACAAGGAGCGGGAAAGCCUGGCCGCUGAUCGGAGAUCCGCAAGAAAGUGAUCACAAUUCGUCCGGGUCUGGCAAUUCCGUGGAUGAACUAGAUUAACUGACUGAACAAAGAAGAAGUGGAGCACAAUCGAACCAAAUUAAGCACAGUAUCUAAAUUAAAACCGUCAAUCUAUCCGAACUACUUUACGAAUCGUU
Molecule: messenger RNA, 2166 nt
Organism: Uranotaenia lowii
Lineage: Eukaryota; Metazoa; Arthropoda; Insecta; Diptera; Culicidae
Gene: klhl10
Product: kelch-like protein 10
Exons: 3
Coding region: 196-2022 (608 amino acids)
Molecular function (GO): protein binding
Source: RefSeq, a predicted model, not a curated record